Platichthys flesus (European flounder) is the source of this 3342-nucleotide messenger RNA. RefSeq names its product isoprenylcysteine carboxyl methyltransferase (gene icmt). Gene Ontology annotation, cellular component: membrane; endoplasmic reticulum. The transcript is spliced from 5 exons. Gene Ontology annotation, molecular function: protein C-terminal S-isoprenylcysteine carboxyl O-methyltransferase activity. The record is from RefSeq and is a predicted model, not a curated record. Gene Ontology annotation, biological process: C-terminal protein methylation. NCBI's taxonomy places the organism in Eukaryota, Metazoa, Chordata, Actinopteri, Pleuronectiformes, Pleuronectidae. The coding region runs from base 36 to 911 and encodes 291 amino acids.
AGUAUCGCGAUAGUUCAUGCAGUUAAGGACUCAACAUGGCAGGCAGUAAGUUGUCGCUGGAAGGCAGAGUGAGUGUGAGAUGUUUUCUUUUAGGGCUCAGCGUGGUUAUCAUCCCCCUGAUCAGGACGUGGUUCGGACAUCUCGACUGGGUCUUCGAUUAUCUGACGGAGACUCCGGGGAAAAUAGCAAUUUGCCUCCAUGUAGCAGUGAUGAACGGCCUGCUGCUGGUCAUACACAGUGGUCCUCUGUACAAGGUGGCGGUUAGAGCCUGUUUCCUGGGGGUCACAUUUGGCUGUGGCUUAAUCAUCAGCUGCUCUGAAACCACUUGGACACAUUUUGGCUGGUACCUGUGCUCCCUGUCAUUCUUCCAUUACUCUGAGUACCUGGUGACGGCCAUCAUCAACCCUCGCAGCCUGUCGCUGGACUCCUUCCUCCUCAACCACAGCGUGGAGUACACCCUGGCUGCCAUCUCGUCAUGGGUGGAGUUCACUGUGGAGAAGCUGACAGUUCCAGAGCUGAAGCAGCUGAGCUGGCUGAGCAUUGUGGGUCUUCUCAUGGUGCUGUGUGGCGAGUGCCUGCGGAAGUCGGCCAUGUUGACGGCUGGCUCGAACUUCAACCAUAUUGUCCAGAAUGAGAAGGCUCAGAGUCAUGUGCUGGUCACUGACGGGGUGUACGCCUACUUCAGACACCCCUCCUAUGUGGGCUGGUUUUACUGGAGCAUAGGAACACAGGUCUUGCUGUGCAACCCAUUGUGUAUACUGGCUUACACGAUAGCCAGUUGGCGGUUCUUUCGGGAGCGGAUUGAGGAGGAGGAGCUCUCUCUUAUCCACUUCUUUGCAGAGGACUAUGUGAAGUACAAGAAGAAGGUUCCCACUGGGCUGCCCUUCAUCUCAGGCAUCCGUGUCAACUAGUCCCAUCAGCUGGAUCCUGCACAUAACAGACUUACAACACUAAACCAGGUCAGACCUGGUGGGUGUGCGGUGUCUGCCGUGCCAGCUGCUCUCCAGAGGGCAACCCUGCAGCUGGCUGAGAGCCUGUAGCUCACAGACAAAGACUGAGCGCUGGGAGGACGGUGGGCAGCUGGGCUGCUGUUUAUCUUCCAACCUCAAAAAUCCAAUUAAAGACCAGAGAACCUCCGCUGUACUAGAUAUAUUCCAAUAACAUUCACUCUAUCUGUUUGAAUUGUGUUUCUGUUUGCAUGCUUUACACAUGCCUAGUGUUUUCACUGAUGAGCUGAAGAAUGAUACCUGCACUGGGCCUUAGGUAUCGUACUCGAGCAGAGUGUGAAAUUAUCAUGCUCUGAAGUUUAAAUGGGAAAUGUUUCACAAGAAAUUAGGUUCAAUAGAUAUAUUAUAGAGUCAAUGAGUUCACAUAGUUGAUAGCACUAUCAGUAGUUAAAUCAAAAAUGCACUCUCCCUAAUUGGCUACAGUGGAAACAGCUUAUAGUGUUUACAUUUGUCCCGGGCAUAGGGGCAGUUGAUCGGUAUACCCGUGAUUAAUAUAAGUGGUACAACUGUAUUUCCAUUUCAAAACAAACAAAGGCUUUAAGGAAAACUUUGCAGCCACAUACUGUAUUAGAGCUCUUUGUAGGUCUUCUCACUAUCUUGUUAUCAAGACUCAUCUCUGGACAUGGUUACCUCGGGUCAAAGGUUGUUGAGUCUUAUUUGGUCUGCAAAGAAUCAAAAGUGUUGCUGCAGGUCUCAGGUCUGUAUGUUUCAUUUGAAAUAGGCUGAUGAAGACGUGUUUGUACGCUUGGGGAAAUUGUGGGUUGCUCUUCUUUUAUUUCUUUUAAACAUUUACAAGUCAUGGGAUUUUUCGAUUGGACUUUGGCAGUUUGCGUGGGGAUGCAGACCUGAGAUGCCUGAUAACACUUCUCAUCUGGACUCCGAACAGAUGGUUGCUGUCGUCUUUCAGUCAACCAUAUCACAAUAUCGAAGGAACGUACUUCCAACUUACCACUUAAAAUUGUGUAUGCUGCAGUUGCAUGAGGGCUGGUUGAUAAGUUCAUGGUGUAAGGUAGGAGCAGACCUAUCAGAAAUCCUAACGCAUUUUUAUCGCAACAUAAAUCACCUCAUACAUUUGCACUCCAAGUUCAGUUGCUGUGAAUCCCUAAUUUGUAGAACCCAGCAUUUUGGGAGCCACCUUUGAGUUCAUCAGUGUACUUCUUAACCAGGCAGUAAUAAGCAGGCACCCUCCCUUAGUGUCACCAUCUUGUGAACCUCAUUGACGAUGAGUCCUUAAAAAUAGCCUCUGUGGCUUAUCACUAGCCCUAUUUUCUCUGGAGGAGGUGCCUGUGCGAACACAAAUGUCAGAGUGAAACGCUCCGAAGUUUUCGGCAGACUUUCUCUGCUUGGCCACUGUAAAAAAAUUGUAGAACUCGAUGUGUGAUCCCCCACAGCAAGUGAGUGGGGGGUUGAUGCUACUAACAUCCAACAGAUUCAAAAAUUAAGAAAACAAAUAUCUACUGUUGAAAAAGCAGUGAUGCACACAUUGACGACACCAACGAAGAUCUCAAGAGAGUUUGUGGUGAUAAGAGCAGACACUGGUUUCUGUGUUUUGUAAAGAAAAUCCUAUGGACUCUGCAGCAGAGUUAAAACAACCCCUCCUGUCUCUGUCUGCUACACCCGGCUGCUCCAGCUAUCGUCUGAAUAAUAUGUAGGAUCUGUUGCUGAUGUGAAUGUGUCUGUGCAAAGAACCUCCCGCUGUGUUGCGCAAGUGUGAAAGGCAAACACUGGAUAAACUCUGUAGCCACUCCUCGGCUACAGGUUACUCACAGAGUUGGAAGUGCACUUGAGUUGUUUAACUCAUCUUCUCCUACUUAAGUCCACAAACUUCUGAAUCAGCCCUCUUAACAUGAUCGUUACUAUCACUUCACUGUCUGUGCAAGCUAUAGAGUCUGCUAAUUGUUACUUUAAACACUCAGGACUAGCUUGAUACAAGAAGACCCGAGAAACAUUCAACCAAUAUUAACCAGUGGCACAAUCUACUGAAUGUUGGGUUUGUUUAGUGCAGUCAGAGGCUGCAUGUUCUUGUGGGUUGUGUGUGUGUGUGUAGUCUGAUUUUAAAGUGACACUUGUAGCAUUUGUGUGAAGUGCUCUGUUUAUGUUUAGACUAUGAGAUGACUGUAUGAGGUGUUCAGAUCAUGAGCUGAUCGCAGCAUGGAACCUGAUUGGUUUCCGGGUGUGUUGCACUCUCACUGUAUAUCGUCCAUUUAUCGUAGGCCAGUAUUAAGCAGUUUGUUACUCUCACUGAAAACUGUUGGUGGAUAACCGUGCAUUUAUUCACAAAGCAGAUUUUCUCAACACCAAUUGUGUGGAUUAAAAUCUAGGCAGUUAUUAUUAA